AGCACUAAACCACUUCCACAGUCGCAUACUAGUGUUAUUAUGGGCAUUACUGAAGCCAUGGCAUCCAAGCCCUCAGCCUCAGCUGCCCUCUUCCUUGCCCUCAAUCUCCUCUUCUUCACCCUCACCAGUGCAUGUAGCAACUGCAUCAGCCCACCCCCGAAGCACCCCACGCCCACCCCAUGCCCUCCCUCCGGCUCCGGCUCCGGCUCCGGUUCCGGCUCCGGCUCCGGCUCCGGCUCCGGCUCCGGCUCCGGCAGUGGCAAGUGCCCUGUCGAUGCACUCAAGCUAGGCGUCUGUGCCGACGUGCUGAACGGCUUGAUCCACCUUAAGCUUGGCAAGCCACCCAAGCUGCCCUGCUGCUCUUUGCUUGAUGGACUCGUCGACCUCGAGGCUGCCGUCUGCCUCUGCACUGUACUCAAGGCUAACAUUCUGGGGAUCAAGCUUAACCUCCCCAUCCACCUUAGCCUGCUGCUUAACUACUGUGGAAAGAAUACCCCCAAAGGAUUCCAGUGCCCUUGAGCACUCCAAGUCUUUCUCUUCCUUGGUUCGAUUUGUUGUGUUUGAAUUCUUAUCCAGAACGGUAUUUUUUUUUCAUUUUUUCUUCAUGUUCUCGUAUGGAGUUCUUGUGAGUUCUUGUUCUUGUGUCACUGCUCGUGAUCAACAUUCAAUGUAUUGGCAAGGAAGGAGAUGAGACAGCACGCUCGAAGAGCUGUUAUUGGUGCUUUGAAUUAUGUGUUGAAGUCGCAAUUGCUUUAAUAAAAGUGUAUUGUUCAGUGGUA
Molecule: messenger RNA, 779 nt
Organism: Phoenix dactylifera (date palm)
Lineage: Eukaryota; Viridiplantae; Streptophyta; Magnoliopsida; Arecales; Arecaceae
Source: RefSeq, a predicted model, not a curated record